Eruca vesicaria subsp. sativa (arugula) is the source of this 822-nucleotide messenger RNA. NCBI's taxonomy places the organism in Eukaryota, Viridiplantae, Streptophyta, Magnoliopsida, Brassicales, Brassicaceae. The record is from the annotation of a GenBank genome assembly.
AUGCAUAAGUUGGAGUCAUUGGACCCUCCAUUGUUUCCAAAACUUGGGUGGGCGUCGACUGGAGAGUACGAGGGCUAUUACAACAAAGGCACGUUUCUUGAUUUUCCAGUACCAAAGACGUAUGGAGUGGCUCAUCAUCAGACAGGCCUAGGGGUAUAUGUUUCGACGGACGGAAAUGGAGUCGACAACAAUUCGGUCGUGAUCAAGAAGCUUAAUCACAAUGCUAAUGAGCGUGACCGCCGCAAGAAGAUGAACUUUUUGUUCUCAUCUCUUCGUUCAUGUCUUCCAGCCUCUUAUCAACAUAAGAAGCUAAGUAUUCCUCGGACGGUUCUGCAGAGCUUGAAGUACAUACCGGAGCUACAAGAGCAAGUGAAGAAUCUGAUCCAAAAGAAGGAAGACCUCUUGCGGCGAAUAUCGGAUCAAAGAGACAAUGGACGCUGCGUUAAGCCACAAUCAAAGGCGGUUGCUAGUUAUGUCUCCACCGUUUUUGCGACUAAGCAUGGAGAUAACGAAGUGAUGGCCCAAAUCUUAUCUUCCAAGAUCCAUAAGUUUUCAAUAUAUAAUGUGUUGAGUGGAUUAGAAGAAGAUGGGUUUGUUGUUGUGGAUGUUAAAUCUUCGAGUUCUCGAGGAGAAAGAAUCUUGUACACAUUGCAUCUUCAACUGGACAAGACUGAUCACUACAAGCUAAUCUGCCAAGAGUUAAGUCAAAGGAUGUUGUACUUGUAUGAGGAGCGUGGAAACUCGUUCAGAUGAUGUUCUUGGUUCUUUUAGUUAUGUCGUCUUUUCAAUAGAAAUUUUCUUGACCAGUGCGCUGUAGUUGAG